Messenger RNA from Fusarium verticillioides 7600, 2139 nucleotides. RefSeq lists its product as hypothetical. The record is from RefSeq and is a predicted model, not a curated record. The coding region runs from base 1 to 2139 and encodes 712 amino acids. NCBI's taxonomy places the organism in Eukaryota, Fungi, Ascomycota, Sordariomycetes, Hypocreales, Nectriaceae. The transcript has 3 exons. Gene Ontology annotation, biological process: nucleoside metabolic process. Gene Ontology annotation, molecular function: catalytic activity.
AUGACCAAGUUACGCAGACUUUUGGAUGAAGUACACAGACAGCUGGAAAUCCCAGUCGAGGUGCUGGAGCAAGACUAUGAGUCUGUCAGUUCUAGCGUAUUGAUGCCUCAGCAGAUGGAUCAGAACUAUCGUAUUGAGCUCGAGCAGCUACGCCGAUAUCUCUGCGUACUCAUUUCCGGGGAAACGGCGCCAUCCUCAUGCUGGCCAUAUGCUAUGCGGUCAUGCUUCUGGGGCAUCCCGGUCUUAUGCAGGGCUCCAUCAGUUGUCCUGGACCCUGUGUCUAUGAAACAGCAAUGCUUGGAAUUUCAGGAAGUCUGCGGUUUGACGGGAGAAGACAUUUAUACGGCCGAUAUAUGGGAGAACACACAGCUCCUCGAGUGGGCAAGGUCAAAUCAGUCACGGUUGUUGUUGAUUCAAGGCGGCUAUGAAUCGGUUACUCGCCUUGAAAGAUUUGCUGCCGAAAUUUGGGAGUAUCUUGACAGCAAGAAGCCCACCGUCGCCGUGUUGCAGUGUCCGGCUUCAACAGACUUCUUUGGUGUAUUUGAUGAACGAGAACUACUUCGACAGAUCGCACUACAGGCUUUGCGAAAGGUCUCACUUGACCAAUCAAUAUUGUACCUGGCUUAUUUGGCACAAGUAUUUGCAGAAGCCUCGACAUGUGAAGACUGGUUCAGAAUCCUCGAGAGAAUAUUCUCGAAGUUGCCGAGUUUGGUUAUCAUUAUGACCGUCACUGUUCUAGGGGAACGAGCUGAACACACCAAAGCCUGGCCUAUGCAACUGGAAGACUGGAUGGGAAGGUUACAAAAGACGUGUUUCCCGUCUGUGAAAGCAUUGCUCAUUGCAACCCAUCCAUUAUGGGUUGCACCGGGAACACAACCGCUGUUGUGGGUUGAAAAAGCACCAAGAAUUGUUCUAGGUGAUGAAAUGAUUCGAAUAUUGGGCAUUGGCCUCCAAUUUGGGCAUCAGUAUCCAUUCAGCUUGCCAAAUCAAGGCAGAACGACACGAAAAAUGUUCGACAUGUCGCAAGCACUACAGCCCAGCAUGACACCAGAACAGCCAGACCAGUAUACUUCUACACAUGAAGCACCGAAAGCAGGAAGCUCGGAGUCGCUUCAGCCUACCUCCUCUCGAUCUCAUCCUACGCAAAUCGAUAUAGCAAUUCUCUGUGCAUUAACGUUUGAAGCUGAGGCUGUCGAGGAGCUGUUCGAUGAGCCAUGGACUGGUGGCUACAAUCGUUCCGAGGGAGACACAAAUACGUAUACAUUUGGUAUUAUUGGCCGACAUGGUGUUGUGUUGGUCCAUAUGCCUGGCAUAGGUGCGAUCUACUCUGCGACUAUAGCGGCUUAUUGCCGAUCGACCUUCCCUAGAAUCUCACUGGCACUCAUGGUAGGAGUUUGCGGAUGUGUCCCGUUUUCUGAAGAUGGGACAGAGCUUUUGCUCGGCGAUGUCGUCAUUAGCGAUGGACUGGUCCGCUAUGACUUCGCGAGACAAUGCCCGGAUGGCUGCUUGAUCAAAAACAGCGUGUCAGAGAGCGCUAGAAAGUUGCCGGUGGAGAUUCUGGGGUACCUGGCCAAGCUCAAAGGUCUGAACGCUCAAAGGAGACUUCGAGAGCGAGCGAAUGAACAUCUGGCCACAUUGAGUGAGUCAUUCGGGGUGAAGAGCCCUGGUAUUGAGGAAGAUAUCCUUUUCGAGUCUACAUAUCACCACAGGCACCAUCCCCCAUCAUCAUGCAAUAUAUGUAUUGGGGACUCGGAUGAUUUGACGGGCAUGGUUUGUGCAGAAGCACGUUCGGCAAUCUGCAAGGACCUCAAGUGCGAUAUCGCAAGGUCUGUACCGCGCAAACGACAAAUUGAGGUACCUGGCAAACAAACAGAUGUGUGUCCGGCUGUGCACUUUGGAAAAUUUGGCUCUGGAGAUAAGGUUAUGAAGUCGGGGGAAGAACGUGACCGUAUCGCGCGUGGUGAAGGGAUCAUUGCUUUUGAAAUGGAGGGGGCGGGGGCUUGGGAUACUCUGCCUUGUGUAAUUAUUAAAGGAGUCUGUGAUUAUUCUGACAGCCACAAACAUAAGAGGUGGCAAUUAUAUGCCGCUUUGACGGCCGCGGCCUACGCAAAGGCUUUCCUAGAGGGUUGGCGGCAAUAG